AGCGAAUCAUCGUGUUAAAUCCGGCUCUGCAAAGGACAAGUGAAGUAAAAAGUCACAGUUUCAAAGAAAUGACUUCCAAAUUUCUUGAUCUGAUAGAUCAGGUCGAUAAUGUCGCGUACGACUAUGACUAUGCAGAUUUCUAUCGUCUACUAUUGCCGAAUGAUACUCGGACGCAUGGUUUCAUGACACAAGAGACCGUGCAAAAGAUGCCAUGGACUAAGGACUUCAAAAUCGAUCAUGAGGCGCGUUUCGUCCGACUGAAUUUGCCACCAUCAGCAGGACCGGCAGCCGUUAAUAAGGCGUUUCAAGAAGUAAUCGAUGCCGCAGUUGAAGGUGAUAAAUUUGAAGUCUUGCAUGGUGAUCAUAGCGAACCAUACAUCGUGCAAGGCGUGGAUUACCCACUGCACAUUGAACGCUUCACAGCUCCGUUAUUUGGAAUUGCCACAAGAGGCGCGCACAUGACUGCGUAUACUCGCACAGCGUCAGGGGAGAUCAAGAUCUGGGUCGCCCGUCGUAGCCCGCAUUUGUUUACGUAUCCAGGAAAGCUGGAUACCACUGUCGCUGGUGGGGUUAAAGCACAUCACACGCCUUUCCAGUGCAUCGUUGAGGAGUCCGAGGAAGAGGCCGCGCUUGAGAGAGACUUGGUUUCGAAGACCGUCCGGCAUGUAGGUGUCAUAACGUAUAUGACGAAAAGCAAACGAAGUGGAGCCGUGCACCCCGACGUGCUUUUUCUCUUUGACAUCGAGCUGCCCGAAAGCGUGGUUCCCCGCCCCAACGACGGCGAGGUGUCAGAAUUCAAGCUGCUCACGGUCGAUGAGAUUAAAGAAGCCAUGUUCGCCGGCGAGUUCAAGGCGAAUUGCAACUUGGUCAUGAUCGACUUCUUCAUCAGACAUGGGAUCCUCACCCCCGAGAAUGAACAAGACUACGUACAACUUCAGACUCGACUACAUCGCAAGAUUCCUAUACCUACAUCACCUCGAGAAAAAUGAAGGCUGUAUGGGACGGCAAGGGCAAUGAAAUAAUCAGAAGCCAGUGCGAUUCAUUUUGUGGCAAAAGUUCAUAGACUUAGAUCAUGAAGAAGUAGACAGGGUGAAGUAUCAGCGCGUGACGUUACCACCUAAACAGAAUAUUGAAACUAUAUCUUGAAAUUAUUAUCUAGUCUCCUACUCUGCUCGACCAAGAAAUAAAC
Verruconis gallopava is the source of this 1189-nucleotide messenger RNA. RefSeq lists its product as uncharacterized. The transcript has 2 exons. The record is from RefSeq and is a predicted model, not a curated record. Lineage: Eukaryota; Fungi; Ascomycota; Dothideomycetes; Venturiales; Sympoventuriaceae. Bases 69 to 989 code for a protein of 306 amino acids. Gene Ontology annotation, molecular function: 8-oxo-dGDP phosphatase activity.